Linum tenue is the source of this 439-nucleotide messenger RNA. NCBI's taxonomy places the organism in Eukaryota, Viridiplantae, Streptophyta, Magnoliopsida, Malpighiales, Linaceae. The record is from the annotation of a GenBank genome assembly.
CAGAGAGGGGCGAUGGAGGAGCAAGGGAAACAGAGGCCGGACGGCGACUUACGGUGAUUGAUCAGCGAGGACGGCCGGUGCCAUCUUCGGCGACGACGGGAACGACGGCGUCAACGACGAUCAGGGGAAAUGGAAGAAAGGGACUCGCCGGCGCUAUUAUAGGAUCUCGCCGGCGACGAAGAUGACGACGGCAGGGUGGUGUCCCUGUGCUAUAGGAAAAGGCGAGUACCGAGACUGCACCGCCGCCGAGGACAGUAACGCCGGUGACAGGAUAAGAGUUUCGUUAAGAAGAAGUUGUCUCUUUGUGGUGGGCUUGUGGCUGGAAAAAGAAGGUGAAAGAAGUGGAAGAGGGUUUCAGGCUGUGGCUGUGUGUUUUGGAAGGGAAGGAGUUUGGGAAUGAUCAAGAGAUGAAGAAGAAGAGAGGGAGUCUGCAGGGGGU